Messenger RNA from Patella vulgata (common limpet), 1379 nucleotides. RefSeq lists its product as uncharacterized. The record is from RefSeq and is a predicted model, not a curated record. The transcript has 3 exons. NCBI's taxonomy places the organism in Eukaryota, Metazoa, Mollusca, Gastropoda, Patellidae. The coding region runs from base 315 to 1379 and encodes 354 amino acids.
GGGGGCUUUAUACAACAUAUGUUCAGAAAUUAGUCACCACCACGUGUAACAUAUGCAGUCUACUGAAACUAUCACUAACUGGUUUUCAAGUUUGAAGCAGAUCGAUAUAUUCUAACCAACAGACCAAAAUCAAAAAACCAAAUCGACGAAUUCAACAAAAUCGAGCAAUAUCUAAUACUUAGAAGAAUACCAGAAACUACUUCUUCCUUAUCAGCGUAGUUCAUAUACCUAACACCUGUAUUUUACUUUUGUAUGUGCAUCAAUCACCGAGAAAAAAAAACGUUGAUGACGAAUGUAUAGUUCUUGGCAAUACCAUGAAAAUAUUCCAGAAAUAUAUUGCCCUUAUAGCCUUCAUAUUUAUGGCUGUUUAUAUUUGGCAAAUGGUGAAUAAGAUAAAUUUAACAGCAUCAAACAAUAAAAGAUCUUCACAAAAUGGACACCGAAACCGGAAGUUUGUGGAUAAACCGUGUAUCGUGGACAAUUGGACUCGUAUUGACCAAACAACAGAAUCAUUGAAUCGUGAUAUAUUUUGUGAUGAAUUUGCUGAACAAUCUGAUAUUUUAUGUCGGUGGUAUCUUGAUCAACAAAACAUAACAGAUCAUAAAACAUGUCUUCUACCUCAAGAUGGCUACAAAGUUCCUAAUGUCGUGUUUUAUGUUACGUUUGGUCAUUACGAGUUUACGUUACUACAUUAUAUGUGUAUUCUAAGUGCCAAGAAGAUCCAAAGACCAUUAGCUAUUUAUGUGAUAGGAGAUGAGCAGCCGUUAGGGAAAUGGUGGAAAAAGCUUUGUCAAGAUGUCUCUGAUCUCAGAUUUAUACGCAGACAACAGCCUAAAGAAAUAUUUGGUAUUCAUGUUUACUGGGUUGCUCAUGCGUCUGAUAUAGUUCGUCUUCAAAUUCUUUUAGCAAAUGGAGGCAUUUACAUGGAUACCGACCAAAUUUUUGUAAAGAACUUUAAUCCAAUCAGGAACUAUACAAUUACAAUGGGUAUUAUCGACCGCUUUACUGGAAUGGGUAAUGCUGUUAUUUCCACAGAACGUCAUUCCACGUUCUUGCAACAAAUAUAUGAUAAUUAUCGAACUUAUAAUUCAACGAACUAUUAUAAAAAUUCGCUUAAAUAUUCUUACGAAUUGUGGGAACGGAAUCACAAAGCACUUCAUCUGGAAUCGUUAACUUUUUAUCGACCCCUGUGGUCGGAGCUUCAUAAGCUGUAUAAUACCACAGGAUUUAAUUGGAGGAAACGAUAUGCUGUCCAUAUCUGGUCCCGAGAAAAAAAAUACCCUCUGCCAGAAACUAUAUCAGAUGUUGAUAAAUUGAACACAACAUUAGGAGAAUUGUUCCGGCAUGUAUAUUACGGUGACUCUAGAUUGAGAUUGUAA